AUGGCUUCCAAAUUCCUCGCCGUGGCGCUUGCUGCCGCCGUCCCGGCCCUGGCUAGAACUGAUCUCGCCGGCUGUACCACCUACGAUACAGUCGUUAGCAACGCGGAUGGCAUGUACGCUACGAGAAUCUGGUACGUCCCCGACUCGGGCGAGAUCUGCGACCUUCUCGACUGCGGCGGCGGCCGAGCUCCUCCCAAGACCACCGUCCCCGGAUGUCCCGCCUACGAAGGCACCGAGACGUACUCUCCUCUCUUUAUCGACCCCAAGACUCUUGGAGUCGCUGCCCCUACUGGUGCUUCUGAAGAGAGUGCUAGUGUUUCUGCUACCAUCACUUCAGCCCCUGUUACAGAGACAAAUGCCAGUGGUACUGCUACUGAGACUGAGGCUGCCACCGAGACCGAAGCUGCUUCUGACACAGAGUCCAAGUCUGAGAGCGCAGUCAAGCCCAUCCUCUCUGGCAUCCGUAAGGCCAACGAUACAGCAAAGUCUACUGCCAUUACUACUCCCGGCCAUGCCACUCUUACUACCACUGCUUCCUCCGGAGCCGGAUCCGGUACCGCAACUUCCGGAUCCGAUUCUGGCUCCGCUUCCGACUCCGAGUCCGCCGCUUCUGGAACGGGGACCGCCGUUUCUACCGCCGGUGCCGCGAUGCCCACCGCCGGUGCUUUCCUUGCUCUCGCCGGCGCCGCCAUCUACGCCGGAAUGCUUUAG
Fusarium venenatum is the source of this 711-nucleotide messenger RNA. RefSeq lists its product as uncharacterized. Lineage: Eukaryota; Fungi; Ascomycota; Sordariomycetes; Hypocreales; Nectriaceae. The record is from RefSeq and is a predicted model, not a curated record.